Puccinia triticina is the source of this 516-nucleotide messenger RNA. RefSeq lists its product as uncharacterized. Bases 1 to 516 code for a protein of 171 amino acids. The record is from RefSeq and is a predicted model, not a curated record. Lineage: Eukaryota; Fungi; Basidiomycota; Pucciniomycetes; Pucciniales; Pucciniaceae. The transcript is spliced from 3 exons.
AUGUUAUAUCCGAGUUUUCUCUACCUGGCGUGUCAGGAUCCACGUAGCCGGGACAGCAAACGACCCUCUUUGGAAUUCAACCCUCGACGAAUCUGGUGUUUGCUUGCUCCAACCACCGAAGCUAUCUUAAAACCUGAAGGACCCAGGUCGAUCCGAUGCAAACCCCAGCCCUACUUAUCCUGGGAUGGCGACCACCUUACUUAUCCAAAGCUGGCGUCCCUCAACCGAUUUCAUUUGAAUCGCCUGGGAAUCCCUUCUGCUUCAGGUCAUGUCAUCGGUCCUGAAGUCCACGGCAUUUAUCGCUGCCGCCCUGCACGCUCUAGUCAAACCCCCGGCCACCUCACCUGCCUGAGAACCGGCACCAUCUCUACACCUCUCCUCACCCAACCAUCUUCAUCGUUGGUCAUCUGUCCGGCCCAAACACUCCCCUGGGCCGCGUCUCCGACAUCAAACCCCCUGGGCCUCUUUCAAGUAACAACAGUCGUGACAGCCGAUCAAUCGUCAAAUGCCAAUUGA